This is a messenger RNA of Protopterus annectens (West African lungfish), 897 nucleotides long. RefSeq names its product P-selectin-like. Gene Ontology annotation, cellular component: external side of plasma membrane; membrane. The coding region runs from base 1 to 897 and encodes 298 amino acids. The transcript is spliced from 5 exons. Gene Ontology annotation, biological process: response to cytokine; leukocyte tethering or rolling; heterophilic cell-cell adhesion. Gene Ontology annotation, molecular function: sialic acid binding; oligosaccharide binding. Lineage: Eukaryota; Metazoa; Chordata; Ceratodontiformes; Protopteridae. The record is from RefSeq and is a predicted model, not a curated record.
AUGAAAGAUAAAGAAAAAGAAAUAGAAAUAGAUGAGGCAAGUGAAGAAGAGUCAGAGUGGCAUAUGGUAAAAGGCAAGAAAAAUUCUAUAGGAAAAGAGUUAGGAAAGAAAAGAAAGUUUAAAAAUAUUAUGGUAAGAGAAAAUAAGACAGCUUUAAAUGUGAACAGUAUGAAAAAUAUGAAGAGGAGAAUUAAUAUUGUGUACAGGUUUGCAGCUGUAGAUGCUCAAAUAAUAGUGUUAGAAGACAUUGGACUGUUAAUGGAAAAAGAAAGGGUACAAGCAGCAAGGCUUUGGAAUGGUACUGUUAUUUGGAAUAUAGCCAACAAAUGCAGUGUGAUAAUGCCUCCAGAAAAGAGCACCAUGACCUGUUUACAUCUAUUUGAAGAUUUCAGCUACAGCUCUACCUGUAGUUUCACCUGCACAGAGGGGUUCAAACUGAGUGGGUCUGAGAGGCUCCAGUGUUUAGCUUCUGGAAUGUGGAACCAUCAGCCACCAUCCUGUGAAGCCCAGAAAUGUUCCCACUUACUGUCUCCAGAGAAAGGUUUCAUGUAUUGCUUACACUGGUUUGAAGAUUUGAGUUAUAACUCCACCUGCGACUUCAGCUGCAUGGAGGGAUUUCUGCUGAAUGGUUCAGAAAGGCUGCGAUGUACAGUUUCUGGGAAAUGGACAUCAGAAGCACCCACUUGCAGAGUCCAGAAGUGCAACAUGAUAACAUCACCAGAAAUGGGUGCUAUGACCUGCAACCAUCCCAUUGGUGCCUUCAGUUAUAAUUCCACCUGUAAUUUCACCUGUGGAGAGGGGUUCAUACGGAGAGGACCAGAAAGGCUUCAGUGUUUAGCAUCCGGAAUGUGGAGCCAUCAGCCACCAGACUGUAAAGGUAAUGCAUACAGUGCGUAG